This is a messenger RNA of Helianthus annuus (common sunflower), 2709 nucleotides long. Its product is annotated as G-type lectin S-receptor-like serine/threonine-protein kinase At4g27290. The coding region runs from base 72 to 2549 and encodes 825 amino acids. The record is from RefSeq and is a predicted model, not a curated record. Lineage: Eukaryota; Viridiplantae; Streptophyta; Magnoliopsida; Asterales; Asteraceae. Gene Ontology annotation, biological process: protein phosphorylation; recognition of pollen. The transcript has 7 exons. Gene Ontology annotation, molecular function: protein serine/threonine kinase activity; ATP binding.
CAUUGGUCACCAUUCCCAAACAGGAGACUAUUUGAAUGCACAGUUAGAAUGUUAUUGAAACCUGCAAAAAGAUGAACAAUAUCUUGUUUCUCACACUGGUAUGCUCACUCAUUUUUCUAAACUUCCAAACCUCCCUUUCAACUGACACCUUGAAACCCAACCAAAGCUUUUUGGAUGGCUUCACUUUAGUUUCCUCCAACAAAAGAUUUGAAUUUGGUUUCUUCAGUCCUGGCAAUGGUUCUUCUGGGGAUCGCUAUCUCGGAAUAUGGUAUCACAAUCUGUCUCUCACUGUGGUUUGGGUCGCCAAUCGAAACUACCCAAUUCAUGAUUCAUUUGGAAAGGUAUCAUUAGAUAAAAACGGAGUUUUAACGCUUUAUAACCGCUCAUUGGGUACUGUCUGGUCUACUAAUAACACGCCUAUCGAGAGUAGCUUCACUCCGGUUCUGCAGUUAUUAGAUUCAGGUAAUCUUGUUAUUAGAGAUGAUGGAAGGAACAAAACUAUCCUCUGGGAAAGCUUUGAUUUUCCAGCUGAUACACUUUUACCAGAUUCAAAGCUGGGUUGGAAAUUGGAUGAUGGAUUGCAAAGGUUUAUUAGGUCCUGGAAGAGCAUUGAAGAUCCCUCUGAAGGUGAGUACUGGUUUAGCCUGGAUCCACCCGAAGCACCGCAGUUGGUUCUACGAAGUGGUUCGCGGAAAUUGUUCAGAUGGGGUCCGUUUGAUGGGAUCUGGUUCAGCGGCAGCAGUACUUUGACAGCAAAUCCGUUGUUACAAACUAUGUUUGUUUACAACUCUAAAGAGCUCUACUUCAAAUAUGAGAUCUUGGAUGAGUCUGUUUUAUCUAGAAUUGUGAUUUCACCGACGGGUUCAGUUCAGUAUUUUACAUGGAGAGUUAACAUCAGUAGAGAAUGGAACCUGGUGGUAACAUUCAACAGCGACCCUUGUGAUAACUAUGCAAAUUGUGGGAAUUAUGGGAUCUGUUAUUCGCUAAGUAGUUGCAAGUGUUUGAGUGGGUUUACUCCUGAUUCGCCACGGGAUUGGGGCUUGUUUAGUUAUUCAGGUGGAUGUAGAAGGAAACAUGAACUGAGCUGUGGUCAUGGAGAUGGAUUUGUUAAAUAUGGCGCAUUGAAGUUGCCGGAUAAUCCGAUUGUUUGGGGAAAUGACACGGAUCACGUAUGUGAAGCCAAGUGUUUAAAGAAUUGUAGUUGUAUGGCGUAUGCUAAUGUUGAUGUUUACGGAGAUGGAAGUAGAUGCGUAGUUUGGAUUGGCGAUUUGGUUGAUAUGAAGAACUUUCCUGAUGGCCGGGAGCAGAUUUACAUACGAAUGGCACACGCUGAAUUGCAGUCAAUUGCUGCUGCUAAAAGGAAACGUGUAACCGUAAAGAUCGUUAGUGUAGUAACCGUUAUUGGCAUACUACUUCUAUCCGGUGGUGCCAUAUGGUACCUUGGUUGGCUAGUCCGGCAUAGAAGAGAAGACGAAAUAGGGCGGAGCUCUAAAGCUCAACAAAGCGGGAGCUUUCGAUAUGUCGAAGAUAAUCAAGAUUCCGGAUUUCAACUACCCAUUUACGAUCUUGAAACGAUUGAUCUUGCCUGUAACAACUUUUCGGAAAGAAACAAGAUUGGACAAGGCGGUUUCGGUUCUGUCUACAGGGGUGAAUUAUCAAAUGGUCAAGAGAUAGCAGUAAAAAGGCUUGUAGAAAAGUCGACACAAGGUGUCGAAGAAUUGAAGAAUGAAAUUAUUUUGAUCGCAAAGUUGCAACAUCGCAACCUUGUUAAGCUUUUGGGUUGCUGCAUUGAAGGGGAUGAAACAAUGUUAGUCUACGAGUAUUUGCCCAAUAAAAGUUUAAACAACUUCAUUUAUGAUAAACCUACACGAAAACAACUUACAUGGAAAAAGCGCUACCACAUCAUUAAGGGUAUUGCACGAGGUUUACUUUAUCUUCAUCAAGACUCAAGGUUGCGAAUCAUCCAUAGAGAUCUCAAAACUAGUAACAUCUUACUAGAUAGCGAGUUGAAUCCAAAAAUUUCGGACUUUGGCAUUGCUCGUAUAUUUGGAACAGAUCAAAUGCAAGAAAUGACAAAGAGAAUCAUAGGAACAUACGGCUACAUGUCUCCAGAAUACGCAAUGACUGGCCAUUAUUCUGUGAAAUCAGAUGUUUACAGCUUCGGUGUCAUCGUGUUGGAAAUUAUAAGUGGCUAUAAGAACUGGGCAUUUCACCAUCCUGAUCAUGAUUUUAACCUUUUAGGGCAUGCAUGGAUGCUUUGGAACAGACGACAACCAUUGGAGACACUUGACCCUGUUGUACAAGAUCCAUCUUUUGAGAAUCAAAUCAUACGAUGUAUUCAUGUUGCUCUUUUGUGUGUGCAACAAUAUCCAGAAGACAGGCCGAAAAUGUCUACGGUAUACGCCAUGUUAAGUUAUGAUAACAUUGAGCUACCCGAACCUAAGGAACCAGGUUUUUGCAGAGAAAGUUAUACAAAGAAGCUUGAUACAUCAGCUAUUGAUUUAAGUACUGUUAAUGAAGUAACUAUGACCACAUUGGGUGGACGUUAAAGUUGAUAGUUAUUCGUGCAUGCAUGUGUAUUUAUAUUGGUAUAUAUGCACUUUGGCUUGUACCAUAAUAUCUAGGUUUGAAAUUCACUAUAUGUGUUGUCUCUGCAUUUUGGUGUUCUCAUGUUUAUAGGAAUUUCAACAUCUUAAAGAUAUUUUUGUU